Molecule: messenger RNA, 2269 nt
Organism: Osmia bicornis bicornis
Lineage: Eukaryota; Metazoa; Arthropoda; Insecta; Hymenoptera; Megachilidae
Product: E3 ubiquitin-protein ligase MARCHF2-like
Exons: 7
Coding region: 667-1404 (245 amino acids)
Biological process (GO): protein ubiquitination
Molecular function (GO): zinc ion binding; ubiquitin-protein transferase activity
Source: RefSeq, a predicted model, not a curated record
UCGAAUUGAUACGUGUUAAAUAUGAUGAGAAGUUUGCCCACUUCCGUGGAAAAGCUUGUGCCAAGAUUGCAACAUCGGAUUGAAUUUUAUUUCGAGCCAUAAACGCGGUAUAAUCUCCUGUCAACCAACCAUGUCACACUGCUAUUUAACGAACCCAUAAGCAUUUAAUAGUCAAAUUGUAAAAUAUAUAAUAUUGAAAAUUUAUGCCCAUGAGUUUCAUGCAAAUGAGCGUGUCGAGAUGGCGAAGACACAUUAUUGCUGGUAUAUACAUACAUAAUUUUACUCGGUAACCGCAGGUGAACCGCAACGAAUUGGGCCAUUUAAUAAAUGAUCGUAUCGCGUUUUUGAUGUUGUACCAUGAAAUUUUCCAUUUCUACGCAAACUAUCGGAUUCUAGCGAAUAUGAAAUUUCUUGAAAGUACACCUCAAGUUUUAUGCGAGGACGAAAAAAGGUCUAUCGCUGGAUUGACAAGUUUUUGUCAGUGUGAACGAGACUUUAGUCGUUGUUCAAUUGUCAGAGGCUGCGGAGAGCUUUCCUGCUUCCCGCAGGAAUCGGUGCCCAUGUAUCGUCAAAAAUAAAGAUCCUCACCAUCGCGACAAAUAAGAACAUCCGAAAAAUUCGCUACGUUAGGAUACGUGGAUACACGAUGUUACCAUCGCCAUUUUGAUGUCCACCGAUCAGCUCGAUGACGAUAUCGCGAACGGUACAGAUCAGCCCGAAGAUAAGCACGUCCUGGUGGAAAGACGUGAUAUUCUUCGAGAGAUAACCACCGAUCCGAAACAGUGUUACAGAACGAAGGACGAUUCGAAGGACAACAAUAAUGAAUCUCGUAUCUCAGGCGAUAUCUGUCGAAUAUGUCACAUGGGCGGUUAUCCGCGGAACGAGGAGGAUCGAGGGACUCGUACGAGACAGAGCAGAACUGUGGGACAGGUUGACAGCGAGACAUCGACAAUAUCCUCCUACUCGUAUCUCGGUCCUUUGAUCUCAGCUUGCAAGUGUCGCGGAACAGUGGCCCUGGUACACGCGGAGUGUCUCGAGAGAUGGUUGACGGAAUCGGGUCACACGAGGUGCGAGCUUUGUGGUUACAAAUACGCUACUAAAAGGGUGCCGCGUUACAAUAUCUUUAGGAGUAUCGCGAUAUGGUUCAAUACCGUGAUAGUGACCCGACAGAUGUUCUUGGAUGUGCUUUAUCUAAUUGUCACUACACCGUUGGCUCUGUUUUCUUGCUAUAUUUGCGCACUGGCUCUAAGAAUGUUGAUAAAAAACAGAUUGCACAAUGUACCAUGGAUGAUCGUCGCUAUGCUUCCAACCUGUUCCCUAACUUUGGUCGCCUAUUGGGGCUGGAUAAUAACUUUGGGCAGGUGCAAGGGAGGGAAGGAUGUGUAUUGCAUAGUGUGCACGUGAUAAGAUUGAAAAUCGAAUUCCACGAGAUGAUAACGUAUGUCGGCCACGGGAACGAAAACGAUGGAACUGUGCCAAGGAACACGAUUUAACGUUCAUAUUGUAUGCGAGCCUCGCCGAACGAAGAGACCAAUCGACAGCCAAGUAUAUUUAGAAUUUUUCAACGAGUUCGAGGUCAGCUUUCUUUCUUCCGAAUUUAUACCGUUUAAAAAUCUUUACGACCUGAUAAUUGUAAUCCACUUCUAUAAGAUGGUUUGUUUAAAAAAAAAAAAUUCAAGUGCAGCGUUUUCUUCGUCAUACACAUUACUCCACAUUGCAAGGGUUACGUCAUGGGACACGGUCCACGGAACCAACGUGCAUGUUCACGACAAAAAUACAUGAAAUUCUACCGGUUGGUGGUAUUAUCGAGGAUACUUAAUGAAUUUAUUGCCUCUGGCUAUCUACGCACAACGUGUAACAGUCAAUUUGUUUCUUCUCGGAGAACGAACGCGUCGAGGAGGAACUUUUGCUAGAACUUCUAGGAAACGUGAACGAGAGAAAGACAACAUCUUGUCUUCGGCGCAAAUAUUGGUGAAUCCAUGGGAGAUUUAUCGCUCCCGUGACAAGGACCUACCGCAACGUGCUACAUGUUCCAACGAACCUGUCACGAUGCAGUUCACCGGCCCGCGAUGCUUGUACAAGCGGCAAAUAAAAAUCCAUCCAAGGACUUCCUGUUGAUUCAACAGGAAAUUUCUUGCGCACAAUUCCGCACAAUUCGUUCUUCUGACGAAUAGAAUGUUUUUAGAUAUUUUGCAACGAUGUUCAAAUAUCACCUUGGAAUAUUUGUUAUCAAAACUUUGUGAAAAAAAUAAAUAAUGAAAACCUCUGC